This is a messenger RNA of Desarmillaria tabescens, 1979 nucleotides long. RefSeq names its product family S53 protease-like protein. The record is from RefSeq and is a predicted model, not a curated record. Bases 224 to 1927 code for a protein of 567 amino acids. The transcript is spliced from 13 exons. Lineage: Eukaryota; Fungi; Basidiomycota; Agaricomycetes; Agaricales; Physalacriaceae. Gene Ontology annotation, molecular function: tripeptidyl-peptidase activity; serine-type endopeptidase activity. Gene Ontology annotation, biological process: proteolysis.
CUUCAUUAAGACCACCUUUCCCUCGUCACGGAUAACUGGCUCUGAAUCUUGAUCGAGGAUCCAAGUUAUUUCCGGUUAUCUCUGGUCAUCCUUGUGCCCAAUCAUCAAGACAGCACACCUUGCUACACGUCUUCUGAUUAUGUUCCGGCUUCUCACGUAUAUAAAGUGCUAGGUUUCGUCUCCCAGUAUUAUCUGUGCCCAUCUCUCGGCGCUGUCCUGAAUCAUGUUUGGAGUCAUCCCUCUGAGCGUUGCUCUGUUCGCAGUCUCUUCGGUAGUGACUGGGACUCCCACUCCCCGCGCCAUGACUGUUCAUGACCAGCGUGUUUCUGCCCCCAACCGCUUCGUCAAGACGGAUGCGGCAGAUCCUCAGGCUAAUCUGAAUUUCCGGAUCGGUCUCACACCAAAGGAUAUCGAUGGCCUCGAGAAAGCCUUGUUCGCCGUCAGCGAACCAGACAGCGAUCUAUACGGGCAGCAUCUUAGCUUCGAUGAGGUCAAAGCAUUCAGCGCGCCAACUUCAGAGGCAGUAACCGCCGUCACUAACUGGCUUGCCGAUAACGGGAUCACUGACGUUAAAACCAGCGGUGCUUUCGACGACUGGCUGACAUUUACAAUUCCUGUGGAAAAAGCCAACACGCUCCUCAGCGCCCAGUACGAAACUUUCGUACAUACCCAAACGGGGGAACAACUCAUCCGUACUUUGACUGCUUCGAUACCGUCAGACCUGACCGACUUUAUCGAAGUCGUGCAUCCUACGACGUCUUUCGCGAAACCUACUUUUGGCACGAAACCCGUAGUGUCCAUUCCUAUAACGUCUAACCUUACCGAGCGAGCGAAUCCAGCUCCGUCGGCGUGCAAUAGUAUCGUCACACCUGCUUGUCUACAAGCUCUCUAUGGUAUUCCGGCAACUCGUGCCACCCAAUCGACUAAUCAUUUGGGUGUGUCUGGUUUCAUCGAUCAGUUCGCUCAGACGGCAGAUCUUCGAACAUUCCUGACUAAUUUGAGGCCUGACAUACCCUCAACGACGACAUUCACUCUGCAGACUCUCGACGGUGGUCGGAACGUUCAGAGUGCGAGUCAGGCAGGUAUUGAGGCCAAUCUCGACAUUCAAUACACGAUUGGUGUUGCUACCGGUGUUCCGACCUUUUUCAUCUCUGUCGGCGACUCUACAACCGACGGUCUUGAUGGUUUCCUCGAUAUCAUCAACUUCCUUCUUGCCGAAACUAGCCCGCCUCAAGUCUUGACGACCAGCUACGGCUUCGACGAGACGGACCUUCCGGCUAGUGCCGCAACACGCUUGUGCAAUGCAUACAUGGCUCUCGGUGCUCGAGGCGUGUCAAUUCUCUUUGCAUCUGGCGAUGGUGGUGUAGGUGGUGGCCAGCAAGGCGAAACUUGCACAAACUUCAUUCCUGCAUUCCCUGGAGGUUGUCCGUUCCACACUGCUGUAGGCGCAACACAGGGCGUAACGGAGACUUCCGCUAGCUUCAGCAGCGGUGGUUUCUCUAACGUUUUCGCUCGCCCGUCUUAUCAAGCUUCAGCUGUCUCCACCUAUCUUGACGCACUCGGUAACACCAAUGCCGGAAGGUUCAACGCCGCAGGCCGAGGAUUCCCCGACGUCGCAGCGCAAGGUAAUAAUGUUGAGAUCGUGGUUGGCGGACGAGCAGGCCUAGUUGGUGGAACCUCAUGCUCAAGUCCUAUAUUUGCGAGCAUCAUUUCCCUUAUCAACGAUCGCCUGAUUGCAGCGGGGAAACCGGUACUCGGCUUUUUGAACCCCUUCUUGUACGCUAAUCCCUCUGCGUUCUUCGAUAUCACUACCGGUGAUAACCCUGGAUGUGGUACUAAUGGUUUCCCUGCACGAGCUGGAUGGGAUCCUGUCACCGGUCUCGGUACACCCAACUUUGCAGCGUUGUUGGCAGCGGCAGGCUUAUAAGAGAUCAGUUCGAUAUUUGACUGUUGUCGUAGUGAUAAUUUUGAAGCAAAGA